CGGCAACGGCGGUGGGCGGGACAGCAACAGAGACAGGCGGAGUGGAGGCAGGAGGAGCGGCUCCUUAGCUUCGCCCGCCCCAGGUCCGUGGAAUAAGAGGGCGGGGCUGGGCUGUCAGCCUUUCCUCUUGCUCUCGCCAUCCCAGCGUCGCCGGCGGCCGGAACGCGGCCCGCAGGCCCCGGCAUCCUGGAACGCAGUACAGAUCUGGGAACUGAACUUGUGCAAAGCUGUAGAGCCAGAACAUGACAAACAUGGGACUUGAAUUCCAUUUAUUACAACAAGCUGCCUUACUCUGGCUAUGGAAGCUUCUGCCCAUGAAAGUCUAAACCAGAGGCUAGUGGAUUCAUAUUUAAAAUGGAAGUUGACAUUAACGGAGAGUCCAGGUCUAUCCUAGCUGCUCUCCCAUUGCCCAUUGCUGAGGUGAGUGCCACAGGCAAGGCCGACUCUGAGAAGCCUCGUUGCUCCAGCACCCCAUGUUCACCAAUGCGCCAGACUGUUUCAGGCUAUCAGAUCCUCCACAUGGAUUCUAACUACUUGGUUGGCUUCACUACUGGGGAGGAGCUGCUGAAAUUAGCCCAGAAGUGCACUGUAAGUGAGGAGAGUAAAGUAGAAGCAGUAGUGCCUACCUUGCGCUCCAAACAGCUUGAUUCAGGACUUUCCCGUUCCUCCCGGGUGUGUAAAGCCAGAAGCAGAUAUUACCAGCCUUAUGAAAUUCCAGCGAUCAAUGGCCGGAGAAGGCGACGGAUGCCCAGCUCAGGGGAUAAAUGCACCAAGCCACUACCUUAUGAACCUUACAAGGCUUUUCAUGGUCCUCUGCCUCUUUGCCUUUUCAAGGGUAAAAGGGCUCACUCUAAAUCCCUAGACUACCUCAAUCUAGACAGAAUGAACACCAAGGAAUCAGCUGACACGGAAGUGCUUCAGUAUCAGCUCCAACACCUCACGCUAAGAGGGGACCGUAUGUUUGCUCGGAACAACACAUGAAGAUAAAUUUUCCUUGGCUCUUCUUUGUCAAAAUGCUCUUUACAACAGGACAGCCAUGCACAUGGUACUUGGUUGUAUCGGCAAUGUGUUGCCAGACUGUUAUUUGAUAUUGAUUAUGAAGAUGGUAAGGGUUAUGGAAACCAUGUGGAAGCAACUACUGGAAAAUUCUGACUGCAGAUAUCUUUAGGACACUAUAACAAAACAGAAGGUUUUGCACUUGAAUACCUAGAAUUUAUUGCGAUAUAAACUCAGAAAGUGAUAUACUAUGACUUGUGUUUCUAACUGGGCUUGCUGUAAGAAAUUACUCAUGGAUAAGCACUGAAAUACACUCUUAAUAAUACUAAGCAUAUGUGUGUAUAUGCAAUGACUUUUGCAUUAUAGGAAAAACAUGUUUGAGUAAGACCAUGUGCCCUUUAAAAUAAACCACCUUACAUUUCUUGUAACUGGUUUUGCACUGGGAACAAAACUAAACAAAAAUCACUGAUGAAAUUAAGCUUGAGUACUAGUUGUUAGAACUUUUUUUAGUGUAAUUGAAUUACUUUUUAUGUUUCAAAUUGAUUUCAAUGUGAUUUUAAAACAAACGGUGUUUUGGAGAAAAAUGAAAUAUUGGAAGGUGAAUAUUAACUAACUUUAAUUUAGUACCUUUGUUUUUAAAAAAAAUAAGAUUGUCUUAACACCUAAAUGAGGACCUUUAUGUUGUGUAUAUACAUCAUAAGUAGCUGCAUUUGCAUCUGCUUUAUACAAAUAGACAUUUAGAUUCUAAUACUAUCAUAUCACAUAGUUACGAUGGGGGAGGGGGUCUUACUAGACCACAUUUUAGGACUGCACCUGAACAUUCCAGUUUAUUUGCAGCACUGAGAACUACUUUUUAAAUCUUGGUUUGGGCUUUGGUUUUUUAAAAAGCCAUGAAGGUUUCUACUGGAUUAUUAAUUAUGUCAAAUGCACUGAUUUAAAAUAUUUGUUUGAAUACUCAUAUAGGAGAAAUCCUAAUUUUACUUGACAACCAUAGCAUUUAAAAAUAAUCAAUAAUGGGUUGUUUUGGUCUGUUUAGUGUACAGCCAGUGUACAACCAUUUGAUGUUUUUGGUCUGUAAGUUACUUGGUCUGUAAGUUACUUGGAAGUGAAAGCUUCAAUUUUAGAGAAAUUGACUGUGAAACAAAAUCAUUUUUUUAAAUAAUUCUUGGCACAGUUCUGACUUUUCUUAGUGGAAAGAAUGGAUUAUUUGUCUCGUAAGAAGGAUUGGAGAGUGCACAUGCUUUGGAAAACUAGGCUUUGUCUCGUCUUUGACAACAUUCCCCCACAGUUAUGUCCAACUUGCAGAAUCUGUGGAUAGAUUUUGUUUAACUUUGAGGGAAUGCUAGUAAUUUUUACAAGUUGCACCAUGUAGUGAAGAAUGAUUUCUUAAGAAACGAUUCCUACACAGCCUUUAGUUUGACCAGAAGAAUACUGUCCUAUGCCAAAGAGGGUUUUUACACAUUGAUUAAACAUUAUUUAUUGAUUUACCCUGUGGAAUGACAUUGUUGACUAUGAAAUAAAAAGGGUGAUGUGCAUACCUUUA
Molecule: messenger RNA, 2539 nt
Organism: Rhineura floridana
Lineage: Eukaryota; Metazoa; Chordata; Lepidosauria; Squamata; Rhineuridae
Gene: MACIR
Product: macrophage immunometabolism regulator
Exons: 3
Coding region: 355-981 (208 amino acids)
Biological process (GO): negative regulation of cytokine production involved in inflammatory response; negative regulation of fibroblast migration
Source: RefSeq, a predicted model, not a curated record